Molecule: messenger RNA, 2037 nt
Organism: Dermatophagoides pteronyssinus (European house dust mite)
Lineage: Eukaryota; Metazoa; Arthropoda; Arachnida; Sarcoptiformes; Pyroglyphidae
Molecular function (GO): protein-folding chaperone binding
Source: RefSeq, a predicted model, not a curated record
UUUUUUCAUGUAACACCAACGUCAAUCAUAAUUUCGUUAUUUUUAUGAUCUCAAGAGAGGUAGCGGAUUUAUUACACAAAGAAUUUAUUUCGGCUCUUUUUUCUGUCUUGAACAUCUAAGUGUAGGCAGAUCAAAAGUUUCUACGUUCUUGUUGCUGUUUAUAGUUUUUUUUCUGUUUUGUUUUUGUUGUUUGAUUAAAAAGCUAAAAAAAUGAACAAUUCUAAUAACAACAACAACCGAAUGAAUAUCGAUAGAGAUUCAUUUACAAACAACACUUCGACUAGUAAUGAUAAUCAUUGGAAUUCAAAUACACGUUCACGUGCAUUAGAUGAAUUUGAUCGUCGUUUUAAUGAGCUUAAAUUAAAAUAUCCGGAAUUGACAUCAACAUCAUUGCGAUCAAAAAUGUUUGAACCAACGGCUGCUCAGCAACAUAAUCAUUAUCAACAAAAUCAACAGUCACCGUCACAGGAUAAUGCCAAUGUUCCAAAUACUGAUUCUACACAGCAAUCGUAUUAUAACGAUCCUAUUGCUGAUUUUAUGAAAGAUUCACGCUUUCAUCAUCCACAUCAUCAUCCUCAAUCAAUGUUUAAUAAUAUGGAACCAUCAUCAUUUUUCCGUUCACGUUUUCCUGAAACAAGAUUUCAUCAUCAUGAUACAUUUUUCAAUGAUCCAAGUGAUACAAUCAAUAGUGAUGAUCAAAAACAACAGCAGCCUAAAGUGCAUCAUAUCCCGAUUCAGAUUGAAUCACGUACUGCUAGUGAAAUGGCUAAUUCAGCCAAUGCAUUAAGAUCGCAAUCAAAUAUAGGAUCUCGUGAGCAAUCCCCAAUGCCAGUAUCAUCACCAUCAAAUGCUGACUAUCAUCAACAACAACCAGCUCAACAUUUAAAUUCUUCGCAUUACGCUCCUCCUGUUCCACCACCUACACAUUUUCAGCAACCACAACAAUUACCAAUGAAGAAUGAACAAUCAUUUACACGAUCAUCGGCUAGUCCACGUAUGGUUCGUUCAGUUCCAAUACAGAUUAGUAAAUCUAAUUCAUCACCAUCUGCAACAAAUGAACGACCACCACAACAACAUCAGCAGAAUAUUCCAGUAAAUGAAUCAUUAUCCGAUCCAACAAUAGCCGAUCCAAAUAAAGUUUAUGCAAUGAGUUAUGAACCAAUCAAAAAGAAUGAAUCGACACCGGAAUCUAUAGCAUUUUCGGAUAAAGAAAUACCCAAGGUUGUGCCAUUAGCUUAUGAAUCGGUAAUUGAAAGUAAACAAGCUGCCCAAAUCAAUCAACAGAAUGCCCCACCAACAGCUCUUCCACCCCCUCCAUCAUUCUCAUCAAAUGAUGACGUUCAACAUGAAAAACAAUCAAAUGAACCAUCAAUUAGCCCAAAUCAACAAACAGAGAAAAAAGAAGAGACACCAUUCGAUUAUAUUGAUGAAAUAUUAGAUGAUCUAAAAAAUUGGGAACAACAAGUACAUGAAUGUCAAGCGACAACUGCCGAUGACAAAGGAUAUAAAUGGUUAGAUGAAAUGCUUACAUUAUGUGUACUUCGUCUUGAUUGUAUCAAUAUUGAUGGCGAUGAUGAAUUACGUAAAUAUCGGAAACAAGCUAUCAAUGAAGUGAAUCGUGUCGUUGCUUUAUUGGAAUCAAAAUUACAUUCAGAAAAAAAAUCUAAUUCGACUAAUGUUGAACAUAUUAAGAUUGAAGAUAAUGAUGACGGAAUGAAUAAAGAUAAUUCUGUUGAGAAAAUUGAUAAAAAGAAAGAUGGUAAACGAACAUUCAAGAUAUUUUCACGAAAAUCUAACAAACCAUCUUCUGCAUCAACUAAUUCAAAGGAUACUGAUUCAAAUAAUAAUGAUUUAAAAACAAAUGAUUCAGACCAAAGUGCCAACAAUACCAUUAAUGAUAACAGUGGUCAAAAGAUUGGCCGUGAAACUGAAGUGUAGAUUAUCAUUUCUUAAAUUGUUUUGCAAUAGAGAUAAGCAAAAGCUUUAUAUUAUUAUUGUUAUAAAGUAAUAUUUCUUGUAUGAAUCGAAAAUUUUAUC